Molecule: messenger RNA, 324 nt
Organism: Anthostomella pinea
Lineage: Eukaryota; Fungi; Ascomycota; Sordariomycetes; Xylariales; Xylariaceae
Source: the annotation of a GenBank genome assembly
AUGUCGAAUCCAUCACAACUCCGGUCACUCUACCGCUCGCUCCUACGCGAACUCCCUCCGCGCCCCCUCGCCCCAUCCACGGCCCGGUCUCCCCUACACCAACGGUUGCGCCAGAGCUUCUCGAGCGAUGCGCCGAACGGUAACGCAGUCGCCCAAGCAGAGCAGCUGGUGCAAUACCUGAAGGCGCAACGGCAGUACUCGAUCUUGUUAGAAAGAUACAACCCGGGCAUGAAUAUGGACGACGAGGAAAGAACCAGGUUGAGCGCACGGAGGGUCGGCAUGAAUAUGCCCAAGCAAUACGUGGAGGGAGGGGAGAAAGCUUGA